UCUAACUCAAACAUAUGUGAAAUGGAAUUUUACAUAAUUAUUAGUUUUUUAUGACUUGGCAAAAUUAGCAAAGGACUUCUAAUGGUUAUCAUAAUAUGCUAUAUUUUGUUACUGUUUUAUAUUUUUCCACCUUCUGAGCAAAAAUGUGAAUUGCGGAAAAAAAAUCCAUUAGAUUGUAGGGAAAUCAAGCAAAUACUUACUUUACAUAACGAAGCUAGAAGCAGAGUGGCUUUAGGACAAACCAUGUUACCAGAAGGAAUGGACAUGUGGGUUCUUACAUGGGAUGAAACAUUAGCUCGGAUGGCCCAGGAAUGGGCAAAUAACUGCAUUUACCAGCACAACCAAGACUUACCCGAAGGAGUUGGGGAAAACCUUUCUUGGCAGUCUUCAAAUGAUUAUAGUGUCAUUGACAUUGAUUACCUUGUUGAAUUGUGGUACGAUGAAGUAGAAAGAUAUGAUCCAGAAGGUGAACCCCUUCAGGAUGGUACAAGAGACUUCACUCAGAUGGUUUGGGCUAACACCAAAUAUAUUGGAUGUGGAAUUUCUGUUUAUCAAGAUCCUGAAGAUGAAGAAAUUUAUAAGACCUUAUUGGUCUGUUACUAUAGACCGGCUGGCAACAUUAAGGGUGAAAAGUUAUACGUUGAGUUUGAACACUUCUCACGAUGUAGCAGAGGAGUAGAGUCUGAGCAGUAUAAGGGCCUUUGUGCAUACAAUAAAGAACACAGCCGUGGAAUCUAUACCCCUUGUACCGGUAGCUGCGAGGCACUGCGACCUACUACAAUGUGCAUCGUUUUUUUAUUUUAUGGUUAUUAUAAUUAUUAUAUUUAAAAAAGGCGAAAUAAUAAAGCUGUGUAAAGUAAAAUAAUAUAAUUUCUGUUAAAGUAAGGUAAAUUUAUUUUUAAUCCUAUAUUGACUUUUGAC
Molecule: messenger RNA, 921 nt
Organism: Nezara viridula (southern green stink bug)
Lineage: Eukaryota; Metazoa; Arthropoda; Insecta; Hemiptera; Pentatomidae
Source: the annotation of a GenBank genome assembly